AUGAAGGUGAUCCCGAGCGUCAUUGCCCUCGGGGCCUUCGUGACCGCCCUCGUCUACAGCCCGCAGACUGCGCGUGCUCAAGACGUCGUGGAGGCCGAGCCUGGCACUGAGCUCUUCAACCAGUUCCGCCCCGUGUAUCACUUCACGCCUCGCGAGAAGUGGAUGAACGACCCGUGCGCGCCGUACUACGACGAGGCCACCGGUCUGUAUCACAUGUUCUACCAGCUCAACCCGAACUCGACGAUCUGGGGCAACAUGACCUGGGGCCACGCCGUGUCCAAGGACCAGGUCACGUGGGAGGACUACCCGGACGCGCUCCGUCCGUUUGAGGACAAGUGGGACAACCUCGGUGUGUUCUCAGGUUUCGCCAUGGACAACGCCAUCGAAGGCAAGCACACGGUGUUCUACACUGGUGUGACUGCCCUCCCCAUUUCGUGGAAGAAGCCCUACCUGUUCGGCGAGCACGUCGUGUACGCUACUACGGAAGACGGAGGUAAGACCUGGCAGAAGGGCAGCGAGCCUCUGAUUGAGCUGCCGCCUGAGGGCCUCAACGUCACGGGCUGGCGUGACCCGAUGCCGUUCCACUCGAAGUCGCUCGACGCUCACUUUGGCUACGACGCUGCCAACGCCUCUAACUACCUGCUCGUGGCCGGUGGCAUUAAGGAGGUUGGCCCCCGCCACUUCCUCUACCACUCGGUGGACUACAAGAACUGGGAGUACAAGGGCUACCUCAUCGCUCAGGAGAAGAACACCACGUUCUCGCAGUACAGCGGCAGCUGGGGCUUCAACUUCGAGACCUCCAUCUACCGCGAGAUGACGGACGAGGACGGAGAGAUGCACAACGUGAUGCUGUUCGCUGCUGAGGGCGACCCGAACCGCUACCCGAUGUGGGCCACCGGCACGAUCUCCGGCGGUGGCUGCGGUGUUGAGACCGACGCUGAGGCGGGUCUGUUCACCCCUCUGAUGGUCGGAGUGUCGGACCGCAGCGACUGGUACGCCAACAGCAUCUACACCGACAAGGACGGCAAGAAUGUCCUGAUCGGCUGGAUCACCGAGGACAACAACUUCACUACUGGUCAGCCGCAGGGCUGGGACGGUAUGCUGUCGGUGCCGCGUGAGGUCGGUAUCACUAUCCUGCGCGACAUCAACGAUGUCGACAGCCACCUCGUGGGCAAGGGCGACUGGAUCGUGUCCGACUCCAAGGACGUGUCGUGCGCCGACGGCUUGGCCAAGCAGAGCAAGACCAUCAAGACGCUGAGUGUGAAGGCGCUGAGCGACUUGCAGCUGCUGCGCAACGAGAACGCGCACGAGCAGGUGGCCAGCGUGUCGAUGAAGGGCUCGUCGCAGGUGCUCAACUCGACCGGUGCGUCGUUCGAGCUGAUCGCCGAGGUGUCGGAGUUCGAGCGUGGCAGCAAGGUCGGUUUCGAGGUGCGUCGCAGCAGCGCCGGUGAUGAGGUCACGACCAUCGUGUACGACGACGCGGAGAAGAAGAUCAUCAUUGACCGCUCGAAGAGUUCGACGGCCACGUGCGCCGUGUUCGCCGACAACGACGUGAAGCCGAUCUCGGAGUCGGUCUGGGGCCACUUCUACCUGUACGACAUCUUCACGGGUGCGUCCAAGAGCGACGUGUGCGAGUCGAAGCGCGAGAAGCUGAGCUUCCACGUGUUCGUGGACGUGUCGAGCGUCGAGGUGUUCGUGAACGACCGCUUCUCGCUGUCGGCCCGCAUCUACCCGUGCGCGAGCCAGACCAAGUCGGACGGCAUUGCUCUGACCGCUUCGGGCGACGCGACGUUCGAGAACGUGCAGGUGUGGACGGAGCCCAAGCACGCCUGGGCUGACAAGCGCACCGUGCCCAGCUUCUAA
Molecule: messenger RNA, 1863 nt
Organism: Phytophthora sojae
Lineage: Eukaryota; Oomycota; Peronosporomycetes; Peronosporales; Peronosporaceae
Exons: 2
Coding region: 1-1863 (620 amino acids)
Biological process (GO): sucrose catabolic process
Molecular function (GO): sucrose alpha-glucosidase activity
Source: RefSeq, a predicted model, not a curated record